AUGGCGACGGCGCAGCCUCGCGGGACGCCUCGGGAGCAGGCUCGUCUUCUGAAGGAGCUGGCAGAUAUCCAGCAACUCCAGAGAGCGCACGACUCAGAACCUGCGGCUACUCACUCGACUUCACAUGGCGUCUCUGCUCAAAUCGUCGGCGGAGACAUCCACCGUUGGCGGGGAUUCAUUGCAGGCCCUCUGGGGACGCCCUACGAAGGUGGGCACUUCACUCUCGACAUCGUCAUUCCUCCUGACUACCCCUACAAUCCCCCCAAGAUGAAGUUCGUCACGAAAAUUUGGCACCCGAACAUCUCCUCUCAAACAGGCGCAAUUUGUCUGGAUAUCUUGAAGCAUGAGUGGUCUCCGGCCUUGACGAUUCGAACCGCUCUGCUGUCGAUCCAAGCGAUGCUAGCUGACCCUGUUCCUACGGACCCCCAAGAUGCAGAAGUCGCGAAGAUGAUGAUUGAGAACCACCCUCUCUUCGUUCAAACUGCAAAGUUGUGGACCGAGACAUUUGCGAAGGAGGCGCAGGACUCUCACGAAGAUAAAGUUCGAAAGUUGACUGAGAUGGGGUUCGCGGAGGACCAAGUGCGAGUAAGACCGCAGAAAAAACUGGGGAAAUACUUUUUUGAGCAGCAGAAAAGUCCGUCUUCGGUUCUUGGAUUUAGAGGCAUCUGUUUUCAGUCGCGCAAGACUCGCAGCUAAAAGUGCAGACGAGAGGGUGGAGGGAGGCCGUAGAGUGUGGAACGGGCGAAGCCACGACGGCAGGAAGCCGCUUUCGCGGGCAUUCUCCGAAGAUAAGCCGACAGAAGUGAAGCUCGACGCAGUUGGAGUCUUUUUGUCUCUCGUUUGCGCCGAGUCGUAGAAACCUCAUGGCUGUAGAGCUUCCGUCUCUUUCUUGUGUGCUCUUGCAGGAGGCUCUCCGCAGACACGACUGGGAUGAAACUUUGGCUCUGAACUCCCUUGUGGAGGGCUGAGGAGGGGAAAACACGUUUUUCUGAAUGCAAAGCGUUUUCUUCUUAGGUCGGAAGCUAGGAAGACAUGCCCAGAAAGAACCCAGCUGUUUUCACAAUUACAGAGGAUGGGUGUGUCUUUGAUUGGGUCUCCUUUCUUCGUUUUUGUGGCGAUCUGCGCUCACGAUAAAACGGAUUUGCAUUGGAAAGAGGUUCAUUUUUUCUCUCGCUGUCGGCGAGUUCGGCGUUCCUUCUGAAUGGCGCCAGAGGAAAAAACAGCUACAUGCAUGCAGAGAGAGCAUUUGGGUCUUUUCUUCGAUUUUUUCCUUCGGAUCAGCUUUACGGUUCUCAUUACACUUUUUUAUUCUCAGGCGUCACGCAUUUGUAGAGAUACAUGCAGACGUGUAUCCACAGUUUAUUUACCUAUUUGUGAAACUUGUCCGCACAUUUUCUUCGGGACACAGACAGGCGUAUCGUCACGGUUCUCGUCCUUGCGAUUCGACGUUUUCUCCACUUAUCUGUGGAAACAAAGGGCAUGGGGCUUCAAUUUGUUGCUUUCAAGUCGCAGAGACUCG
Molecule: messenger RNA, 1519 nt
Organism: Toxoplasma gondii ME49
Lineage: Eukaryota; Apicomplexa; Conoidasida; Eucoccidiorida; Sarcocystidae
Product: ubiquitin-conjugating enzyme subfamily protein
Exons: 5
Coding region: 1-696 (231 amino acids)
Source: RefSeq, a predicted model, not a curated record